AGGAGGUGGGAGGAGCUCCGUCAAGGUGGAGCUCCACAAUCCCUACGAGGAAUACCGGCUAAUGCACCUUGCGAUAAACCACUAUUUCCGGAUCCUAACCGGAUUGAGAUCAUGGAUCCAUGCCAAGGAAGGAAUUAAGAGACUGCUCCGUAAAGAGAGAAAAAGAAAAACACCACGAAAUGGCAAUCAACAAGUAAUUAAUGCGCGGAUCUGAUACAAUACAUGCGAAAAGAAGUUCGUUGCAUGUAAAAUAGGUUCAAUGGGAACAUCUCGCGUAUUAGUUACCGGGGCAACCGGGCUUGUUGGCUCUCAUGUAGUCGAUAACCUAUUGAAUAGGGGCAUCAAAGUUCGAGCGGCUGCUCGAUCGAAGCAGAAAGCAGAUCUCUUUUUAGCUUCAAGACUCAAAUUCGCUUCGCUUCUAGAAUUCUUCCUAAUAGACGAUCUUACUACGCCCGGCAUUUUUAACGAUGCAGUGGUGGGUGUUGACGGGAUCAUUCAUAUUGCCAGUCCUCUGAAUUAUAGUGUUGACGACUAUGAGAAAGAUCUCAUACAACCUGCUAUUCAGGGUGUUCGCUCUAUACUUCAAGCAGCUACGCAGUCUGAUGUGAAGCGCAUAGUAAUCACUUCAUCUUUUGGUGCUGUGCUAGACAUGGCCAGAGAAGAGAGUCUCCCUUGGGUCUAUUCAUCUAAUGAUUGGAAUCCUAUAACACUCGAAGAAGCUAUUGCUCCCACUGCAACUCCCCAAGAUGCCUACCGUGCAUCGAAAAAGAUGGCCGAGAAAGAGGCCUGGGGGUUUGUUGAGGAUAAGAAGCCCCAGUUCGACCUUGUAACCCUGUGUCCAUCAAUGGUAUUUGGACCGCUAGCCAAUGCUCCAUCAUCAAUACAAGCACUUAACGAAUCCAAUAAACUCCUAUGGAAAGUUGCGUCAAGCGGUGUGUCUGCGCCAUUGCCCCCUUGCCGAUUCAAUUUUUGGAUAGAUGUCAGGGACCUAGCAGAAAUACACGUCCAAUCACUCCUAAAUGAGUCAUGCGGGGGUAAACGGUAUAUGCCUGUCGCUCCAGAGCCAUUCACAUACCAGAUGGCAUCAGAGAUCAUGAAGGAAUCUUUCCCGAAAUUGCAGGGCAAAAUCUCAUCAGGAACGCAGGAGGUCAAAACUCACAUCUCAGCUGACAUGGAAUUGAUGAUGAAGGAUUUCCCCACAAUCAAGUACAAGACGUUCAGAGAGACUGUAGUUGAUUUCAUAGAUCAGAUUAGUCCUUUGCUAUAAAUUAAACAAGCAUGAAUUUUCGAUCAUUGAAC
Molecule: messenger RNA, 1299 nt
Organism: Annulohypoxylon truncatum
Lineage: Eukaryota; Fungi; Ascomycota; Sordariomycetes; Xylariales; Hypoxylaceae
Product: dihydroflavonol-4-reductase
Exons: 3
Coding region: 260-1267 (335 amino acids)
Molecular function (GO): oxidoreductase activity, acting on the CH-OH group of donors, NAD or NADP as acceptor
Source: RefSeq, a predicted model, not a curated record